Hyla sarda is the source of this 2413-nucleotide messenger RNA. It is a transcript of the gene ETFDH, whose product is annotated as electron transfer flavoprotein dehydrogenase. Gene Ontology annotation, biological process: electron transport chain. Gene Ontology annotation, cellular component: mitochondrial inner membrane. NCBI's taxonomy places the organism in Eukaryota, Metazoa, Chordata, Amphibia, Anura, Hylidae. The record is from RefSeq and is a predicted model, not a curated record. The coding region runs from base 147 to 1997 and encodes 616 amino acids. The transcript has 13 exons. Gene Ontology annotation, molecular function: iron-sulfur cluster binding; electron-transferring-flavoprotein dehydrogenase activity.
CACUACAUUUCCCGACGGGCCGUGCGGUGUGUUUGCGCAGGCGCAGUUGGUGACUUCUUGAUCAGGGCAGUAGUACGUAGUUGAGAUUAGAUAGUGGACUGUAAGCUCUGUGCCCCGGUAUAGUGACCUCAUCCUCCGCUGUCACCAUGAUGUCUGCCUGCAGGUAUACGAGGCAAGCACAUCAAUGCUUACAUCACUUGACACCAAUAAAGACGUGUGUGCCAGCAUUCUGCAUCAAGAGAUGGUCGUCCUCUACUGUGCCACGAAUCACCACACAUUAUUCCAUCCACCCCCGGGACAAGGACAACAGAUGGGAAGGUGUCAAUAUGGAGAGGUUCGCAGAGGAAGCUGAUGUGGUAGUGGUUGGCGGUGGCCCUGCAGGGCUCUCUGCAGCCAUACGGUUAAAGCAACUUGCGGCUGAGCAUGAUAAGGAACUGCGUGUUUGCUUAGUAGAAAAGGCAUCCCAGAUCGGGGCACACACCCUCUCUGGGGCCUGUGUGGAGCCAAGAGCCCUGGAGGAGCUGUUCCCUGACUGGAAGGAACGUGGGGCCCCACUGCACACGAAGGUGACUGGCGAUAAGUUUGGAAUCCUGACAGAAAAACAUAGAAUACCCGUGCCUAUACUCCCUGGACUUCCAAUGAAUAAUCAUGGCAACUAUAUCGUAAGGCUUGGGCACCUUGUCAGCUGGCUUGGUGAGCAGGCGGAGGCUUUGGGUGUUGAAAUCUACCCUGGAUAUGCGGCAGCAGAUGUACUUUUCCAUGAAGAUGGUAGUGUUAAAGGAAUAGCAACAAAUGAUGUUGGCAUUCACAAAGAUGGCUCCCCAAAGUCCACAUUUGAACGUGGCCUGGAGCUGCAUGCCAAGGUGACCAUCUUUGGAGAGGGCUGCCAUGGGCAUCUUGCCAAGCAGUUGUACAAGACAUUUAAUCUUCGCGAGAACUGUGAACCACAGACCUACGCCAUUGGGCUGAAGGAGCUAUGGCUCAUCGAUGAGAAGAAGUGGCAGCCGGGUCUUGUAGAGCACACUGUGGGUUGGCCUUUGGAUAGACACACUUAUGGUGGAUCAUUCCUUUAUCACCUCAAUGAGGGAGAACCACUUGUAGCUCUUGGAUUUGUGAUUGGUUUAGAUUAUCAGAACCCAUACAUAAACCCAUUCAGAGAGUUCCAGAGGUGGAAACAUCAUCCGUCUGUGUGUCCGACACUGGAAGGUGGAACUCGAAUUGCUUAUGGAGCACGAGCACUAAAUGAAGGGGGUUUUCAGUCCUUGCCAAAGCUGGCGUUCCCUGGAGGUGUAUUGGUUGGAUGCAGCCCUGGCUUGUUGAAUGUACCAAAGAUUAAAGGCACUCACACAGCAAUGAAAAGUGGGAUCCUUGCAGCGGAAUCAAUCUUUAAGCAGCUAACUGAUGAAAACCUCCAGUCAAGUACUCAAGGUCUCAGUGUUACAGAGUAUGAAGAAAACUUAAAAAAAUCGUGGGUGUGGAAAGAGCUUUAUAGCGUAAGGAAUAUCAGACCUUCCUGCCAUGGACCCCUGGGAUUGUAUGGUGGCAUGAUAUACACCGGUCUCUUCUACUGGAUACUUAGGGGAAUGGAGCCUUGGACAUUGAAGCAUAAAGGUUUGGAUAGUGACCAGCUAAAACCAGCCAAGGACUGCACACCCAUUGAGUACCCCAAACCUGAUGGCAAGAUCAGUUUUGAUCUCCUCUCAUCUGUGGCUCUAAGUGGUACGAACCAUGAACAUGACCAGCCAGCACAUCUAACAUUACGUGAUGACAGUAUACCAGUCAACAGGAACCUGGCUAUAUAUGAUGGCCCAGAGCAAAGAUUCUGCCCAGCAGGUGUUUAUGAAUAUGUUCCUCUAGAAUCAGGUGAAGGGUCCCGGUUGCAGAUCAAUGCUCAGAACUGUGUGCACUGUAAGACCUGUGAUAUUAAAGAUCCAAGUCAGAACAUUAACUGGGUUGUACCCGAAGGUGGUGGUGGACCUGCCUACAAUGGACUAUGAGUAACCCUGCAGAGCAGUGUUUCCUUAUUCAGGACUAAUACCAACCACUGACACCAGAAUGGCAAAUACUUUCAGGUUUUAAUGUAAUGUGAGACCAGGGCUGUGGAGUUCCACUAUUGCUGGUGGGAUUGCACUAACACUAAUAUAGAACAGCCAUCUGAUUGCUGCUUUGGAAAAUGGUUUAUUGUGCCAGUGAAUUGCCUUACUGUAUCUGGUGGAAUGAAAGACUGCUACGAGGCUAUGGACAUUGCCUUAUUUAUGCAUAUAAUGGAAAAGAAAAGCUUUGUAUGUUCCACAUUUUUAUGUGAAUAAGAAAAACAUUUUUACAAAGUUUAUUUUCUGUUUUUAAUGCAUGGAUCACUUUACAUGAAGUCGUCACAUUAACAAAACUACAUCCACCCUUUUUAUUUUUAAAG